AUGAAGGGGCGUCCAGUCUUUGUACUUAAACGCAACCAGUUCUUUCAGCCUGUUCGGUUCAAAACUCGUUGGAUCUGUAAAGGAUAUGAGGCUGUAUUCAUGCAGGACCCUUUUCACACCUCCUCUCCUACCAUGCGCAUGCAGUCCUUGCGCGUCUUGCUCCAUCUUGGUGCU
Messenger RNA from Laetiporus sulphureus 93-53, 174 nucleotides. RefSeq lists its product as uncharacterized. The record is from RefSeq and is a predicted model, not a curated record. The annotation marks the transcript as partial. Lineage: Eukaryota; Fungi; Basidiomycota; Agaricomycetes; Polyporales; Laetiporaceae. The transcript has a single exon.